Molecule: messenger RNA, 315 nt
Organism: Fusarium musae
Lineage: Eukaryota; Fungi; Ascomycota; Sordariomycetes; Hypocreales; Nectriaceae
Exons: 2
Coding region: 1-315 (104 amino acids)
Source: RefSeq, a predicted model, not a curated record
AUGCCAGAUAUACUCGAAGAGACCUUGAAGAAGAUAGCCUCCACCGGUCGCAACAUUCCACUGGACUGGGACAUCAACACCUUGAACGCUCACUCUGCUGAAGAAGUUAUCAUGAUGCUGGUGGAGAAAAUGAGAAAGAAUCCCAAAAACCAUAAGCAGCGUGAUGAGUGCAGUCUCCCAAGAACGAUUUACUUUCCAUACUCGAGGCAUUCUUCGUUACCGGAACUUCGCCACUUCGUCAAAGCUUUCCGGCCACUAGACGUGUGGCCAUGCACUGUCAAUAACGCUGAGUGGCUAAAGAAUGCUGAUAUAUGA